UCGUGCUGGCCUCCACGGUGUCAAAAGCAGUCCACGUAGGAGCGUCGGCAGCCAGUCCGGCACCAUUUUCGUCAAUUUUUUCCCAGAAAAAUACACUCCGUUCCCCAUCCUCCCGUGUCGCGACACUCGCACUGGUCUCUCUCUCUCCUUGCGUUCUCCGUCUGCCUCUCGCUCCCCCGCCCAAGAAACCAGCCGCUAUUCUCGUCCCCAUCAGAGAGAUCGUCCCCUCCUCCCACGGUCACCGGACGACAUUUCUUCCCCAGCGGAUGCACGGCCGGACAUCUGAUCGCAAUCUGCCGUCACGAGGAGAACCAUCGCUCCCGCGGCCUGUCUCCGCCGCGCGUCGGGGGCGGCAUCCGGCAUCCAUCGUCGUCUAAGGGACACGGACGGCGCAGCAUUCACGUCCAGCCAUUGCCGCCUCCGUUGAAUGCGCGGCCACCCGACGCCUAAUCUCCUCGCUAAUGCACCCGACGCUGCCGCUGAUCCUCUGAACGCUUUUGUUCGCCCUCGAGGUGGAAAGGAUUGGAAAUCGUUCCCAACUUGGAUUUGGUAAUGGUAUAAAGUUGUGGAUGAAAAGAGCUGAAAAUAGGAUGUUGACUUGUAGCUGUUUAGAUGACACCAGAUGAAAAUGCCCUUAUUACUCUAAAGAAAGGUAGCAAGCUUAUCAAGUAUAGCCGGAAAGGGAAACCCAAGAUCCGAACUUUCAGACUUUCUAGUGACGAAACAGCAUUAAUUUGGUAUUCUCACAAAAGGGAGAAGUUUCUCCGACUCUCUUCUGUCUCUAAAGUUAUUCCUGGACAGAGAACUGUAUGUUUACUAUUAUCUGAGUUAAAUGUCAAGAUUUUGCUUGCUAGCAUAUAUAUGGCCUCAACAACGGCAGAUAUGGCUGUUUUUAGGAGGUUUUUACGCCCUGAGAAAGACUAUCUGUCAUUUUCCCUCAUAUACAAGAACGGGCAACGUUCCCUUGAUCUGGUUUGCAAGGAUCAAGCUGAAGUUGAAGUGUGGUUUUCAGCACUCGAGGGGUUAAUAAGUUCAUGCCGUAAAAGUUCUGUUGAUGAGCACAAGGAUAGAGUAUCAUUUUCCGAUGAAGUAUCAUAUUAUCAGGAUAGUCAGUCAUAUGAUUCAACAGUAGAUAUUGCUUCAAGUAUUUCGCGUAGUUUUCACACUGCUGGUUACUGCAAAACUGAUUCUUUUAGCUUAAGAAGAUCAGAUGCUGGAUCUGAUCGUGCAAAUAUGAUAAGGACAAGUGGUGCAGACAGUACUCGACUUAGUAUUUCCAGUGCCCCUAGUUCUUCCAGUCAGGGUUCUGGAACAGAUGACAUAGAGUCCCUUGGUGAUGUUUAUGUAUGGGGUGAAGUAUGGACUGAUGUGGCCCCAUCUGAUGGAAGCACAAGCUCAUCAUGCUCAAAAGUAGAUGUUUUGAUUCCCAAAUCUCUAGAAUCAGAUGUUGUCUUAGAUGUUAAUCAGAUAGUAUGUGGUUCAAGGCAUGUUGCUCUUACUACCAGACAAGGGGAGGUGUUUACAUGGGGUGAGGAAGUUGGUGGGCGCCUUGGUCAUGGAACUGAUGCAGAUAUAAGUCGUCCGAAGCUUGUUGAGUCAAUAUCUGUGACCAUAGUUGAUUUCAUUUCAUGUGGAGAGUUCCAUACCUGUGCUAUAUCUGCUUCCGGUGAUCUGUUUAAUUGGGGAGAUGGUUCAUACCAUGCUGGAUUGCUUGGAUAUGACACUGGAGUUAGCCAUUGGCUUCCAAAACGUGUCUCGGGGCCCUUAGAGGGGCUUCAAGUAUUAUCUGUUGCAUGUGGCUCAUGGCAUUCAGCUCUGAUCACGUCGAGUGGAAAACUUCACACAUUUGGUGAUGGAACAUUUGGAGUUCUUGGGCAUGGAAACCGUGAAAGUGUUGCAUACCCAAAAGAAGUAGAAGCCUUGAAUGGAUUUAGAAUGGUCAAAGUUGCAUGUGGAGUUUGGCAUUCUGCAGCAAUUGUGGAGGCUACUGUUCAGACAGGCAUGAAUGUGGUGUCUAAGAAGCUGUAUACCUGGGGUGAUGGGGAUAAGAAUCGUCUUGGACAUGGUGACAAAGAAGCUAGGCUGAUUCCUACCUGUGUUCAAGCUCUUCUUGAGCACAAUUUUCAUCAGCUGGCCUGUGGACAAAACAUGACUGUUGCCCUUGCUACAUCUGGUCAUGUGCAUACCAUGGGUAGUGCUGACAAUGGUCAGCUCGGAAAUCCAAAAUCAGAUGGUAAACAGCCUUGUUUAGUCAAAGAUAAACUAGGUAAUGAGUUAGUUGAGGAGAUCUCGUGUGGAACUUCCCAUGUUGCAGUUCUAACGUCAAGAAGUGAGGUAUACACAUGGGGCAUGGGGGCCAAUGGAAGACUUGGUCAUGGUGACGUCAAUGACAAAAAGACACCAACCAUUGUUGAAGCACUUAAAGAUCGACAUGUCAAAAGUAUAUCAUGUGGUUCAAACUUCACAACAUGUAUUUGCAUACAUAAGUGGGUGUCAGGUGCAGAUCAGUCAGUUUGCACAGGUUGUAGGCAAGCAUUUGGUUUCACAAGAAAGCGGCAUAAUUGCUACAACUGUGGCCUAGUACACUGUCAUGCUUGUAGUUCAAGAAAAGUGCUCAAGGCUGCUCUGGCACCAACUCCUGGCAAGCCGCAUCGUGUAUGUGAUUCAUGUUUCCUCAAACUGAAGAAUGCAGAUACCAACAGCAACAAUGUCAGCAAAAGAAAUACUCCUACUCGUCGCUCUAUUGAUAGCAGAGAAAAGCCAGAAAUAAGGCCUUCCAAGCUUGUACCAACACCGUCAGCGGAACCAGUCAAGUAUAUGGAGGUAAAAUCAGCUAAGAGUGAUGCGAAAGCUGCAGAGUCGAUCUUGAAGGCAUCUCAAGCUUCGGCUAUACUACAGCUUGGCUUUGCUGCCCAAUUUGGUGCGCUUCAACCGAUGGGAAUGUCACCAGCGCUAGCUAUUUCACCUGCAAUGCCAGCAUUUUCUUUAGCACCUCCAUCUCCAUACACAAAGAAAACAAAAUCACCUCCUGCUGCUGCUAUUCCGCAGAGCUCUAAAGUUGAUUUUGAUCACUUGCAGAAGUCAAAUGAGUUGCUGAAUCAAGAACUUCUGAAGUUGCAAUCUCAGGUUGAUGAUUUGAAACAAAAGUGUGAAGGCCAACAUGAGCAGAUUCAGAAAUCAGAUAAAAAAGCUAAAUCAGUUGCCUCUAUGGCUGCUGAAGAAUCCACCAAACGUAAUGCUGCCGUGGAGUUUGUUAAAUUUCUAGACAAUGAGCUCAAGGGUCUUGUGGAUAAACUGCCCAGUGAUGCUGUUGACAGCAUAAAAGCUUUGCAAGUUCAGACGCAUUCACUCCUGAAGGAACAAUCUAGCCAUCCGUCAGAGCUCAUGAAUACAAUGGAACGUGAUCAUCUUCACCUGUCUAGUGGCGGAAGCGGAAGAUAUGAUUUGGCCAGUCAUAAGUCAGGAGGUGUAGGUUACUUGACAAUGUCCCAGGAUGGCCGACCUUCUAGUGGCUCUGCCAUUUCCAUCACUAGUGAAUCCCCAUCCCAUCGCUUCAUGGAAAACAGUGCGAAGGCCCACGGUGAUUUUGCCCCGAAGCAUGGUACCCACGGAGAAGUGCAAUUAAUUGAGCAGUUUGAACCUGGCGUCUAUGUGACACUUAUCCAGCUGAAAGAUGGCACCAAAGUAUUCAAGCGGGUCCGAUUCAGCAAGAGGAGAUUCGUGGAGAAUCAGGCUGAAGAGUGGUGGAGGGAAAACCAAGAGCGGGUCUUCAAGAAAUACAGCCAUCCAACUCAAUCAGCUCAUGGAAACACGACCUCGUCUCAUGAGGAUGAACAUCAUCCAUGACCCCCAUCCAAAUCAGGUCCACAAGGUCGUUGAAUAUACGUCACAUGAUGAGACACAGCAAAGUAGAGUUUUGACAGGAAAUAUCUGCUCUGCACUCAGGAGAUAUGCUUGGAGGGCCUCUUCUAGGAGCUUUUAUUAUGUGGAGUAGGAUAAAGACAUGAUUUGUCGUUGUCUUGUUCUUUAUUCUCCUGUAUCUUGUAGAUUAGUAAUUUUCUACCUCGUCCUUUGUUACCCUGUUCAAACUCCCAUCUGACCUAGAUAUUCAUGUUCGAAGCCACAUAAGCUGACCACUCACCUGGUUUGCUCUAGGCAGUUACUCUUGUUGAUUUGGCCGGACUGGCUGUUAAUGUUUUGAAUCCUUUUGGUUCAGAUAAACUAGCAAGAUGGCCCGCGCUAAUAGCACGGGUAGCUAGUAUUUUAUUUA
Panicum virgatum (switchgrass) is the source of this 4270-nucleotide messenger RNA. RefSeq names its product PH, RCC1 and FYVE domains-containing protein 1-like. Gene Ontology annotation, molecular function: metal ion binding. The transcript is spliced from 11 exons. Bases 613 to 3846 code for a protein of 1077 amino acids. The record is from RefSeq and is a predicted model, not a curated record. Lineage: Eukaryota; Viridiplantae; Streptophyta; Magnoliopsida; Poales; Poaceae.